AUGUUGGGAAUGGCAGAAGUGCGGAGGAGACAAGGAGGCAGACCAUUAGCUCCUCCUGCUAGAGGUCUUCCUCCUCCUCCUCCGCCUAUUGAUCGGGAGAAGACGUGCCCUUUAUUGCUUCGGGUUUUUACCAAGAUUGGAGAACACCAUAGUAAGGAGGAUUUUGCAGUGAGAGGCAAGGAGCCGAAAGACGAGGUUCAAAUUUAUACUUGGAAGGAUGCUACUCUUCGCGAGUUAACUGAUCUGGAGCAAAAGCACUCCCGAGCAUGGGAUGAGGCUGAGCUAAGAAUUUUAGUUUUGAGGGGGGUCAAAGAGGUGACGCCAGCAGCUAGGAGAAGAGAUGCAAGACUGUCCUUUGCUUUUGUAUAUCCUGAUAAAAAUGGCCGUUUUGUUGUACGAGAGGUGGGCAAGACCUAUUCUCAUAGAAAUGGGAAAUUAGAUGACAACAAAGCAUUGGCUCAGCUAGGCUUCCAGAAAGGGAUGGGUAGUCAGCUGAUCGUAUCCGAAGAGUUUCAACAUGUUUGGCUGGACAGGCUGAUAUUUAUUGUAACUUGGAGAAUACUUGAUGGAAUUUGCGCUCUACAUUACAUGUACAUCAUAUUCCAUGAUGUUUCUUCGAGCAUUAUCUUAGUGGCGGCAAUGGCGUUGAAGCGGGGAUUAUCAAGUUCCGACGCGAACAAGAACCGAAGCGGUGUUGGAUCUAGAUUGCCGAUUAUAGUCGUGAUUUUCUUCUGCGUUUUGUCGCCGUUGAUUUUCUUUGUUGGUCGAGGACGCUAUGUAACAAGCUCUUCUACUGAUCAAAAUAAUAAUGCAGUCGGUUCUGGUAAUCAGCAAUUGAAUUGGAGAGAACGGCUGGCCUUGCAACAUGUGAAACCUUUUUUCUCAAAAGAGGUCAUUGAUGUUAUUGCAUCCAGCACAGCUGAUUUGGGGCCUUUGAGUCUUGAUUCUUUUAGAAAAAACAAUUUGUCUGCCUCAUGGGAAGUUAUUGGCAUAGAGACUUCAGUUGAGGAUAAUGCUACUUCUGAGCCAAACCAAACUACUACGUCCGUCAAGCAGGAAGCACCUAAGGGAAAAGAUGACAACAUUUCUGAUGAUAAUUCUCAAUCUGGUUCCACACCUGCAAAACUAGCUCGAAGGCAAUUGAGGGAGAAAAGACGUGAAAAGCGUGUUGCGGAGUUACUGCACCAUGAUGAUGAAGCAACUGCAAGACUUGAAAAUGCAGCCAUUGAGCGUUCUAAAUUAGUUGACGGUGCUGUUUUGGGCAAAUACAGUAUAUGGAGGAAAGAAAUGGAGAAUGAGAACUCUGAUUCGACAGUGCGUUUAAUGAGAGAUCAGAUGAUAAUGGCAAGGGUGUAUUUGAGUAUUGCGAAGAUGAAACACAAGCUUGACUUGCUAAAGGAACUCCAGACUCGGCUCAAAGAGAGUCAGCGUGCCCUAGGAGAGUCGUCGGCUGAUUCUGAUCUACAUCCGAGCGCACCUGGAAAGAUGAAAGCUAUGGGCCAAGUUCUGUCAAAAGCAAGAGAACAAUUGUAUGACUGCAAGUUGGUUACUGGAAAGCUCAGAGCAAUGCUUCAAACAGCAGAUGAACAAGUUAGGAGCUUGAAAAAACAGAGCACAUUCCUGAGUCAGUUGGCUGCUAAAACAGUUCCAAAUGGAAUCCAUUGCUUGUCUAUGCGCCUAACAAUUGAUUACUAUCUACUUCCUCUUGAGAAGAGAAAGUUUCCUAGAAGUGAAAAUUUGGAAAAUCCAAAUCUUUACCAUUAUGCCCUCUUCUCUGACAAUGUCUUGGCUGCAUCAGUUGUUGUCAACUCAACCAUUGUUAAUGCCAAGGAUUCUUCCAAACAUGUCUUUCAUCUUGUUACUGAUAAACUUAACUUCGGAGCGAUGAAUAUGUGGUUUCUACUGAACCCUCCGGGAAAAGCUACCAUCCAUGUUGAAAAUGUGGAUGAAUUCAAGUGGCUCAAUUCAUCCUACUGCCCUGUUCUGCGUCAGCUUGAAUCUGCUGCAAUGAAAGAGUACUACUUCAAAGCAAAUCAUCCAACUUCUCUCUCAUCUGGCUCUUCAAAUCUGAAGUAUCGGAACCCUAAGUAUCUUUCAAUGCUUAACCACUUGAGGUUCUAUCUCCCACAGGUCUAUCCCAAGUUGGAUAAGAUCCUGUUUCUUGAUGAUGACAUUGUUGUGCAGAAAGAUUUAGCUAAAUUGUGGUCAGUGGAUCUACAUGGAAAAGUGAAUGGGGCAGUGGAAACCUGUGGUGAAAGUUUUCACCGGUUUGAUAAGUACCUUAACUUUUCAAAUCCCCAUAUUGCCAGACACUUUGAUCCAAAUGCUUGUGGGUGGGCAUAUGGGAUGAAUAUGUUUGAUCUCAAGGUGUGGAAAAAGAAGGAUAUUACUGGAAUAUACCACAAGUGGCAAAACAUGAAUGAAGAUAGGGUACUAUGGAAGCUUGGGACAUUGCCUCCAGGGCUGAUUACAUUUUAUAAUCUGACACAUCCUCUUGAGAAGUCAUGGCAUGUGCUCGGGUUGGGUUAUAAUCCAAGCAUUGAUAGGUCAGAAAUUGAAAAUGCAGCUGUUGUCCACUAUAACGGUAACAUGAAGCCAUGGCUGGAGUUAGCAAUGACUAAAUAUCGACCAUAUUGGACCAAGUACAUCAAGUAUGAUCAUCCAUACCUUCGAAAUUGCAACCUAAGUGAGUGA
This is a messenger RNA of Dovyalis caffra, 2694 nucleotides long. The record is from the annotation of a GenBank genome assembly. NCBI's taxonomy places the organism in Eukaryota, Viridiplantae, Streptophyta, Magnoliopsida, Malpighiales, Salicaceae.